Molecule: messenger RNA, 837 nt
Organism: Penicillium malachiteum
Lineage: Eukaryota; Fungi; Ascomycota; Eurotiomycetes; Eurotiales; Aspergillaceae
Exons: 1
Coding region: 1-837 (278 amino acids)
Source: RefSeq, a predicted model, not a curated record
AUGUCCACCAUCCUCGUUACUGGGGCCACUGGCCUACAAGGUGGAGCGACAGCUCGCCAUCUCCUGGCCCGAGGAAUGCGGGUCCACGCAUUAGUUCGGACAAAGCAAAGCGCUGCCGCACUUGACCUACACGCUCGCGGUGCUGUGCUAGUUGAAGGCAAUUUCGAUGAGCCCGAGCAGCUCAAGGCUGCCUGCAAGAACACAACUGCAGUAUUUCUGAAUGUGUCGCCCUCAUUCCGGGGCGACGGCGCGGAGCUACGGCAAGCAAGUAAUGUCAUACGUGCAGCUCGUGCUGUCAGUACCGUCACAACACUCGUUUACACAAGUGUCUGCGCCAUCGAUCAACGCGAGCAAUUUCCUGGAUGGACCGAUGGAAACAUGUCUGGUCUAAUGAAGGGAUAUUUUGAGAGCAAGGCUGCUAUCGAGGAGCUCGUGCGUUCUGCUGGCUUUAUGUAUUGGACAAUCCUUCAUCCUCCCGUCUAUAUGACAAACUAUCUUCUUCCUAGCGUGAGAGGAUACUUCCCUGAACUGGCCAAGUCCCGUACUCUCCGUACAGCUAUGGCGGUGGAGAAAAGAACAAUGCUUAUCAACCCAGACGAUAUCGGACGCAUUGCUGCCAGUGUCCUUAUAGCGCCAAAUCAGUUCUCGCAUCGUGCUGUGGAUAUUGGUGGCGAGGCAUUGACAGCGCAGCAAAUAGCAGACGCUAUUUUCGAAGUGAGCGGGCGCGAGAUUGUGGUCGAUCAUAUCAUCCCCAGGUUGAAGCGCAGUUAUGGUUCUGGGAGCGACAGGAUAAGUUCGACCCGCUGGAACUGGAGGCUGAGUUUGGGAUCAAAUUGA